This is a messenger RNA of Ananas comosus (pineapple), 1527 nucleotides long. RefSeq names its product plant intracellular Ras-group-related LRR protein 1-like. Lineage: Eukaryota; Viridiplantae; Streptophyta; Magnoliopsida; Poales; Bromeliaceae. Gene Ontology annotation, molecular function: protein binding. The record is from RefSeq and is a predicted model, not a curated record. Bases 176 to 1213 code for a protein of 345 amino acids. The transcript is spliced from 4 exons.
AUUCAUAUUCCCUCCUCACUAUAUAAAGCCCAUGUACACUUUUCUCCCAUUUUAUCUUAUUUUUUUUCUUUUCCUUCUCUUUUCCCAUUUUAUUUUCUGGGUUUUAUCACCAACCCCUCAUCUCUUGAAGCUGGGAAAAAAUAAAAUUUAGAUUGGUAAAUAUAUAGAGGAGGAGAUGGGGAUACAAGUGAAAAGUUGCUCAACAAAGGAGGAGUUAAAGAAGGAGAUGGCUCAUAAUUUGGAUCUCAGUGGGAUGUCUCUGGAUUCACUACCAAACCCUCCUAUCAAUCUCUCUAUCAUCACAAAACUUGAUCUCUCCAACAAUAAUCUUGAGAGCAUUCCGGAAUCGCUGACGGCGCGGCUGCUGAAUGUGGCGGUGCUCGACGUGCGCUCGAACCAGCUGAAGUCGUUGCCGAACUCGAUCGGCUGCUUGUCGAAGCUCAAAGUCCUCAACGUUUCCGGCAACCUUCUCGAAUCCCUCCCAAAAACCAUCGAAGAUUGUCGGGCUCUCGAGGAGCUGAACGUGAACUUCAACAAACUCGCGAAGCUCCCGGACACCAUCGGGUUCGAGCUCACAAACCUAAAAAGGCUCUCCAUGAAUUCAAACAAGCUCGCGUUCCUCCCUUACUCCACUUCGCACAUGACGUCCCUCAAACACCUCGACGCCCGCCUCAACAGCCUCCGAUCCCUCCCCGACGGCCUCGAAAACCUCAUCCGCCUCGAGACCUUGAACGUCAGCCAAAACUUCCAGUUCCUCUCCUCGAUUCCGUACUCCGUCGGCCUCCUCAUCUCCCUCACCGAGCUCGACAUCAGCUACAAUAGAAUCGGCGUCCUCCCCGAGUCCAUCGGUUGCUUAACCAAGCUCCGCAAGUUCCGGGCCGAGGGGAAUCCGCUUGUUAGCCCCCCGAUGGAAGUCGUCCAAGAGGGAGCGGAUGCCGUCCGAGAGUACCUUAGUGUGAAAAUGAGCACCGCAAAUUCGAUAGGGGCGAAGAAAAAGAAGACAUGGGUCGGGAAGCUGGCGAAGCUGGGGACGUUCAGCAGCAGCAGGAUGCAUUCGAGGUCCAUCAGAGAGAAGGACGAGCACGACGGGCUUAUGAUGCCCGACUACCGUCCGAUCGAGGGCCUCGCGACGCCUACUCGAUACUUGGGGAGGUUGUUCUCCCCCCGACGCCUCUUCUCCCCCUCCCCGAGGCGAGAUUCGUCGCGGAAGUGAAGAACACAGCUAGAGCACCUUUCCUCGAAAAAAAAGGUGUAAAUCUCUUCUUGCUCAUAAAAACUUUCUCUAUCAGGAUACAUGCUGCUGCUUAUAGUGGAAGUGCUUCUAGUAAAAAGUGACCACCAAACAUGUUAAGUGUAUUAUUAAAUGUUUAGAACCAUGGGUAAAUAAGUUGUAUUAAUUCUUGCUUUUUAGGUGGUGGUUGUGUUGCAUGAAUUUAUGAUAGAUGCUUUAAAAGUAGUGUAUGUAAAUCUUUGUUGUAAAGAAAAAUUGGCAAGGAACUUUGUGGUGAUGGGAGUUUUAUUGUAGAA